AAUCCCCACUUCCGACCCUCUCAGGCCUUUUCCGCUUCUCUUUUACCUCCCCAGGUCCGCCCGUCUGCGCCCCUCACAGGAAGCCGGAGGGUCGCUCUGAUCCCGAAUCUCCCACAGGCGUGAACCUGCUCUGCUGUGUAUCUUUGCGGGGUGGCCUGCGCUGAGGCCUGCCGCGCGCGGUGAGUCCGCGCAGACCUGACCCUGCGUCUCGCAGCUCGGUUGAGGCCGCCGCCGCCUUCUCGGGAUGCCGCGGCCGGGGUCCGCGCAGCGCUGGGCGGCCGUCGCGGGCCGUUGGGGGUGCAGGCUGCUCGCACUGCUGCUACUGGUGCCUGGACCCGGCGGCGCCUCUGAGAUCACCUUCGAGCUUCCUGACAACGCCAAGCAGUGCUUCUACGAGGACAUCGCUCAGGGCACCAAGUGCACCCUGGAGUUCCAGGUGAUUACUGGUGGUCACUAUGAUGUAGAUUGUCGAUUAGAAGAUCCUGAUGGUAAAGUGUUAUACAAAGAGAUGAAGAAACAGUAUGAUAGUUUUACCUUCACAGCCUCCAAAAAUGGGACAUACAAAUUUUGCUUCAGCAAUGAAUUUUCUACUUUCACACAUAAAACUGUAUAUUUUGAUUUUCAAGUUGGAGAAGACCCACCUUUGUUUCCUAGUGAGAACCGAGUCAGUGCUCUUACCCAGAUGGAAUCUGCCUGUGUUUCAAUUCACGAAGCUCUGAAGUCUGUCAUCGAUUAUCAGACUCAUUUCCGUUUAAGAGAAGCUCAAGGCCGAAGCCGAGCAGAGGAUCUAAAUACAAGAGUGGCCUAUUGAUUGAAAAGAAAUGCUGAGAAAUACAUAAAGUUUUCCUCUUCUGCCUUGGAUAUUUAUAAUGGGUAUCGGGAAGUCUAAAAUAAAUUCCUGCCCUCUUUCUCUCUCUUGGGGUAAAAGGCACAGUGUGGAUACAAGUCCAGGAUAUCAUGAGUCAGAUUCCAAGAAGUCUGAAGAUCUAUCCUUGUGUAAUGUUGCUGAGCACAGCAAUACAACAGAGGGGCCAACAGGAAAGCAGGAGGGAGCUCAGAGCGUGGAAGAGAUGUUUGAAGAAGAAGCUGAAGAAGAGGUGUUCCUCAAAUUUGUGAUAUUGCAUGCAGAAGAUGACACAGAUGAAGCCCUCAGAGUCCAGAAUCUGCUACAAGAUGACUUUGGUAUCAAACCCGGAAUAAUCUUUGCUGAGAUGCCAUGUGGCAGACAGCAUUUACAGAAUUUAGAUGAUGCUGUAAAUGGGUCUGCAUGGACAAUCUUAUUACUGACUGAAAACUUUUUAAGAGAUACUUGGUGUAAUUUCCAGUUCUAUACGUCCCUAAUGAACUCCGUUAACAGGCAGCAUAAAUACAACUCUGUUAUACCCAUGCGGCCCCUGAACAAUCCCCUUCCCCGAGAAAGGACUCCCUUUGCCCUCCAAACCAUCAAUGCCUUAGAGGAAGAAAGUCGUGGAUUUCCUACACAAGUAGAAAGAAUUUUUCAGGAGUCUGUGUAUAAGACACAACAAACUAUAUGGAAAGAGACAAGAAAUAUGGUACAAAGACAAUUUAUUGCCUGAGAUGAAACAUAUAACAUGUGGCUGGCUCUUGUUUUGUAAACCAAAUGAUUAAUCUUCACUUGAGAAAGCAGUUUCUAGGAAAUGUUUAAAUAAAAGAGAGUCUUCACCUUAAAGAAACCUAUGGAGCACAAGAAAGAUAAAUUUCUGCAGGACAGCCUAUAAAAUUGUGGUACUUUUUGAUGUUUCAGUAAACUUGACAUUGUCAGAGUUUCAAGGACUUUUCUUUCACAAUUUUCCUAGUUCAUGGAUAUGAAAAAGGAAUUCUCAAUCCAUAUUCCUUGUAUUGAACCUUGAACAAAAACUUGUAUGACAGACAUUUUUAAAAAUGUGACAACACUUUUAUUCUCUGAAUUUUGAUCUCAAAGGACACAGAAAAAAAAUGGCCCCAGGAGAUCUGAUCACACUUCCUCCUGAGGCACCUCUCAUGGAUGUUGCAAUAAGCAUUCGGGUACUAUCACCCAGAAAUAUGAAUUGCCAGAAUAGAACAUUUAGCAUGUUAAGCGUUGAUGCAUAUAAAAUCAGAAAUAGAUGUGAGAAUGGUGGAACUUUUUAAAAGAACCCAGUCAAAUGUAUUUUCUGCUGAAAUCUGCAUAUUUGGAGGCAUUUCCCACCACCGAUUCACAGCCCAUUUGAUAGUGUGGUAGUUAGGGACUUCGUGGAGUGGUGUUCAGACGUCCCCUGGGGCUUAAAUCUCUUCAUAUUAGUCAUCAUUUGUAACUAUGGCUUUAUUUGCAGAGCUUCUAAAAGGCGUAUAACUGUGUGAGUGGCCAGAUAUUCACUUUUUAAAUCAAAAACCUCUCUUAUGGAAGCUUUAAAAGUUUCCGUCACACACAAUUCUCUUCUCAGGAAGUAUUUCUCAUUUAGGUCUUCAAAGUAGCCUGACUGUGUGCAUGUGUGUGUGUGAUAGGUUAUUUAUAAAGACUUUGGAUAGAAGGAGAUGUAUUUUAUUACCUCCUAUUCUAGAGCCCCAUGCUCCUAACAAGCCAGAGAGGCCCCAAACAGGAUUGUUUCUUUCCUCCACAGCCCUUCUGCCCAUCUGAGAUUGAGGGAGCAUCGUCCACUUGAGAUCAGGGAUGGGGUGGAGAAUGGGUCAUGUCAUGUAAUGAGAAAAGCCCUCUUCGGGAUCAUGAGACUUGGUUCUAGUCCAAUUUCUGCCACUGAGGAUGAAUGUAACUGUGGGCAAACUAUUUACCCUCCUUUAUCUGUGAAAUGAAAGGGUUGAAUUGAUGGAUCUCUAAAGGCUUUUGUCCUCUAUGAGGAUGUGAAAAACUAGGGACCACAAAAGGGAACAAGCAAAAAAGUUUGGAUUCGAUAAAGUGAUAUGUAAUAGUUGCAGAAGGCUUUAUAUAUGCUUAUAAUGAAAAGAUAUUUUUUGUAUAUUGACAGCAUAAUUUAUUUUUAAUGCUGUCAUUACACUUAAAGUCACAGGAAAAAAAUAUACAUGCUUACUCAGGCUUUCUUAAAAAUAAAUUUUUAUAGAGAUCCUUGAGUAAAGACAUUUUGCUUAAUUUCUUUUUUCUUAUUCCCCACUUGUAUAUCCCCUACCAGUACCGGGAUCUGCACACAUCUUUUUGCAGUUACCUCUUCAUAGCCAUGAACCAAAACGUUCUAUGAGGAGCAUGCAAGUAAGUCAAGCCUCCUAUUCUGUUAGUACUUAUUAGAGGAGGAGAUGGUUUUCAUUGCAUAGUGACAUUUUCUUAGCCUUAACGUUCUGAUAGUAGCUUACUACUCACUUCUCUUUUUCAGUUUUCAUAAUAAGUAUUCAUUUUUUUGCCAUAAUGCUUCCUGUAAAGCCAAUUUUAUAUACUAAUAAAACAUGAACUGCCCACUCUUCAUGCCUGCCAAACUUGGGGCAAUUGAUGCUAAAUGGUAUUUUUAAAAUAAAUGUUUUUAUUCUUUACUCUUGACUAAACUUGUUUAUUUUCAACUCCAAUGAAGAUUGUGGAAGAGUGUUUUGAAAUGAAGCAUCGAUUUGUACUUCAUAGAGCACCAGACACAAUGUCUCACCCAAUUUGGAGUUCCAUAUUUUUUUUAUGAUAAAGAAAAAUGUUGG
Messenger RNA from Homo sapiens (human), 3630 nucleotides. RefSeq names its product TMED7-TICAM2 readthrough (gene TMED7-TICAM2). The record is from RefSeq and is marked validated. The transcript is spliced from 4 exons. Lineage: Eukaryota; Metazoa; Chordata; Mammalia; Primates; Hominidae. Bases 245 to 811 code for a protein of 188 amino acids.